This is a messenger RNA of Drosophila subobscura, 1053 nucleotides long. RefSeq names its product zinc finger protein 439 (gene Boh1). The record is from RefSeq and is a predicted model, not a curated record. The transcript has 2 exons. Bases 121 to 993 code for a protein of 290 amino acids. NCBI's taxonomy places the organism in Eukaryota, Metazoa, Arthropoda, Insecta, Diptera, Drosophilidae.
AUUGACCAGAAGCUAACACCGAUUCAAGUGCGAAUCUUUGAUCUUCCGGAGUAUAUAUUCGUGCAGACCAAGUUAAUAACAGCACAGUACGCCCGGGAGAAUGGGAUAGUCCCAACCCGCAUGAAGAGGCAAUGGACUCGGCCGAAUGCGGCUGGUGCCGCCCAGCCGCUCAGGAUCGAUCACCAACCACCCAUGCUCAGCUCACUGCUCAGCUACUCUGACAUGCAGCCAAACGAACCAAAGGAGACCAAAAACCCCGUCCGAGAGCGCUGCAUACAGACGGAGGAAAAGCUGACGUGUGAUGUGGGAGUGCAAUGCGACACAGACGAUUGGGAGGAGGAGCAAAUAGACAAAGACUGCAAAACAGCCCUGCCAAAUGAAGAGGAUGACGAGGAAACGAAAUUCAUCUCAUUCGUGGGUGAGAACACAUCGAUGAUGCGGAACGGAAUGAUGGAGUGCCUGAUCUGCGGCGAGGUAGCCCGAUCCCUGCAACAGCACAAGAGUCACAUUGUGAUGCACUAUGGGCCGCCAGUACUCUGCAGUUAUUGUGGCGAGCUCGUGAAACACGAGCGCCUGCUGCAAAGACAUAUUCUCACCUGCCCCUCACGCCCAUCGAAGAAGCCUUCCAUUUUCCUCAAGUGCCCAAAUAUGUUUUGCAAUAUAAUGACCAGAACGCUGCCACAGCUGUACAAACAUCUCGGCACACACGAAAAGCGACCCUGCUAUCGGUGUCUGCAGUGUCGUUUGCACUUCAGGACUGCCAUUUCAUUUCUUCUGCAUCGCAAGACAAAGCAGAGCUGCACCAGGGCAAAGGCGCUGUUUCUAUUCGACAAGCAAUCGGCAUUACAAAACAAGGGAGACCGCAAACGAUGCACCGUCUGCCUGAAGAAGUUUAGCAAUGAACGGCUGUGCGGCUUUCACAGGCUCAACUGCAUUCAGGCGCAUCACAGAAAAGUGACAAGGAAACUCUUCAAGCCCUCGAUGUUGGCCUAAACGAUAUUUAUUUAUGUAAAUUAAUAACAAUAAAUCGAAGCAGCACCUAUGACGCCUGCA